AUGGAACUGCAUACGUCGGCUUGCCUAAUUGCUUUUACUUUAUUAGGCACCGUUCAAUGUUUCUCUACACUAUCAAAAAGUCCUUCUGGACCAACAGGAAGACAGAUGAUUUUCGAAUUAGAAUCCAAAAUGUCCUGUGUUUACGAGCCCUUAGUUCCCGGCGUGCAACUCGUUCUUGAUGUGGACACCUAUCCGGCUGGUACGAAAGGUCAAACAGUUCAGCUCAGAUUAACGUCUCCAUCAAAUGACUUUUCCGACUGGUCAACAGGAGAUGGAAACGCGCAUAUGCGACACAAUGUUACCGAAUCGGGUGAUUACGAGAUAUGCUUCUACUCACCAGUGCAGAUGAAAGUUACGUUCAGCAUGUUCUUCCAUAGUCCAGAGCAGCUUUCUCAGGAAUUAACUAAUCAUAGAGCUUAUCAAGAAUAUCAAAAACUUAUUGAUGAAGUGAUAGGAAAUCUUUUCCAGCAAUUAUAUAGGAUUAAGUAUAGUAUAAAAUAUUACAAUCAAAUUGUCAAUCGAGACGAAUCUGUGCAGCUCAAGAAUUCUUCAAAUAUUAAGAUGUUCUCCAUUGUUUUCUCCGGCAUUGCUUUUGUAGUGGCUGUUGUGAACGUCACAUUCAUAAGAAGGAUGUUCAAAGUUGAUAUUUCGAGAAUUCGUAUAUAA
Auanema sp. JU1783 is the source of this 666-nucleotide messenger RNA. Lineage: Eukaryota; Metazoa; Nematoda; Chromadorea; Rhabditida; Rhabditidae. The record is from the annotation of a GenBank genome assembly.